Messenger RNA from Talaromyces rugulosus, 837 nucleotides. RefSeq lists its product as uncharacterized. Gene Ontology annotation, cellular component: nucleus; cytosol; cytoplasm. Gene Ontology annotation, molecular function: manganese ion binding; arginase activity. The transcript is spliced from 2 exons. The coding region runs from base 1 to 837 and encodes 278 amino acids. The record is from RefSeq and is a predicted model, not a curated record. NCBI's taxonomy places the organism in Eukaryota, Fungi, Ascomycota, Eurotiomycetes, Eurotiales, Trichocomaceae.
AUGCCUGCGAACGGCAUCACUGUUAUUUUUUCUCCUUACCAUGUUGGAAUCCGGGACCAUAGGGUUGGGAAUGGCCCAAAUCGCAUCCGGAGUCUUGGGAUUGUCCGGAGUCUUGAAAAUUUGGGCGUCAAUGUCAACUUCGAGCUACUUCGUCGUUUAUCCAAGGCAGUGACAAAUGCAGUAGCCGACAACACGUUCCCCUUAGUUCUAUUUGGUAACUGUAUGGCUAGUGUCGGCAUUGCCUGUGGUCUUCAGACCAGAGAUUUGAAUUUCAUAUAUUUCGAUGCACACGACGAUCUCGACUCUCCCGAUGUCAAUGAGAAUGGAUACUUUGACGCCAUGGGACUCCCCAUGCUUCGAGGAGAGAGUUGUAAAACCCUCACCAAGACAAUUCUUGGAUAUGAGCCGUUUACGUAUGAUGGAAAUUUCCUCUACUGUGGGUUACGGGACCAGUCCGAUGUGCAGCGCCAGCGAGUUAUUGAUGCUGGUAUGGCAUCUAUCUGGGGGGGAGUUGACCAGAAGGUUGAUUUUGCGGCUGAAUUAAAACGUCACCUUGAUGAGAAAUCAUUUGGACCGUCUCUCGUUCACCUCGAUCUUGACGUGUUAGACGAGUCUUAUGGUAAAGUCAAUGACUAUCCUUCCCCGGGCGGCAUGUUUGAAACUGAAUUGAUUACGUGUAUGGGCAUUGUGCCCAAGAAGAGCAACCCUAAGUCACUCACUGUGUGCUCUUUCGAUCCUAAUGCGGGUGAUGGUGACAAGAUUGGCCAGAUUGCCAUUCGUGCAAUUACUCGCUUUGUCGAGUCACUGUUAGAAACUGCAGCCUUGAGCAAGGCCUGA